This is a messenger RNA of Ustilaginoidea virens, 1149 nucleotides long. RefSeq lists its product as uncharacterized. Gene Ontology annotation, cellular component: nucleus; cytoplasm. Bases 1 to 1149 code for a protein of 382 amino acids. The record is from RefSeq and is a predicted model, not a curated record. Gene Ontology annotation, biological process: phosphatidylinositol phosphate biosynthetic process; inositol phosphate biosynthetic process. Gene Ontology annotation, molecular function: inositol hexakisphosphate kinase activity; inositol-1,4,5,6-tetrakisphosphate 3-kinase activity. NCBI's taxonomy places the organism in Eukaryota, Fungi, Ascomycota, Sordariomycetes, Hypocreales, Clavicipitaceae. The transcript is spliced from 2 exons.
AUGGGUGCAAAGCAACUUCCUCGUCCGGAGGAUCUCCGCCAGUACAAUUAUGCCGUGGCAGGACAUGCUGGGACUUUAUGUGACGCCGAUGGCGGACUGUUCAUCAAACCAUGUACGCAAGCCGAAAUCGACUUUUACCAGUCGGCCAACAGACGAUAUCCCGACUUGGCAGAACUCAUGCCUUUGUUCAUGGGGACUCUCGUCUUGAGCGACCCGGUUCACGGCGGCAUUGACGACGCCGUUGCUGGAGUCAUCUCCGAAAACGGUACGCUAGAGACUGCCAAGGAUCAGAUCCUCGCCUCUGUUGCGGAGCAAAUCGCACAAGCUCCUGGGACCCCUCAGCCAGCAGAUGACGUGACGUGGAUACCCUCCAAGGGCAAGAAGAUCAAGACCGACAAAGCCAUCGCGUUGGGGAAUGCCACUCACGGGUUCAAGCGCGCCAACAUCCUCGACGUCAAGUUGGGAGUUCGCCUAUGGGCGGACGAUGCGCCGCUGCAAAAGAAGGAGCGCUUCGACAAGAUCAGCGCCGAAACGACACACGGCAGUCUUGGAUUCCGCAUUGCUGGCAUGAGAGUUUUCCGCGGAUCCGACGAUGCGUCAGAGUUGGACCAAGAAGAGUACAAGAUCUAUGACAAGGAUUACGGCCGCGUUUCCGUAAACGAGGACAACGUGGUCGACGAGUUCAGACGCUUCAUCUUCAACAAGGCUGCUGGCAUUGACCAAGAUCUGGGCCAAGCCGUCUGCUCAGCGUUUGCGCGCGAUCUCGCCCAGGUGCGCGACGUCCUGUCGAGGCAUGAGACCCGCAUGUUUUCACCAUCACUUCUGUUCGUCUACGAGGGUGACGGCGAGGCUCUUCGAAACGCCAUCCAACAAAACAACCUCAUUGUGGAGUCGGCGGAGCAGCAUGCAUCGUGUACCCGGACCACCAAGCGCAUUGAUAGUGGCAUUGGCUUGGACGACGAGGAUCUCGAUCAAGUCGAGGAUGACGCUUCCGAACUCUCCGAACUCGAGGUGUCUCUUCCGCAAAUUUACAGCCUGAAGCUCAUCGAUUUCGCCCAUGCUGCAUGGACGCCAGGCCAAGGCCCCGACGAGAACAUCCUCACCGGGGUAAGGAGCUUGGCGAGCAUUUUUGAAGAGAUGGCGCAGUGA